AUGUCUGAGCCGCGACGGUCGACGCGGGCGCGCGCUCGUGAAGAAGCUGCCCCCACCGUCCCCGACACGCCAAACGAGAAGCCGGCGCGAGGUGCGAAAGCAACACUCAAGCGCAAGCGAGCCAGUAUCGCCAUAAGAGAAUCAGCACCAUCAACACCGGUUGGUGAGGGCGUACCACUCACACCAAAACAAUUGCUGCCUCACCGGAUAACUGAAGGCGCGCCACUACCCACCCUCUCGGAACCACAACCUCUCGAUCUUCCUUCAAGCGAAUGGCAGACGAUACAACAGAGCGGCGUCUUGGACUUGUCGUUUGAGCGUUCCAAGGCGGUAUGGCUGUCCGGCGCAAACUUCCGCACCUUUCACAAACACUUCAAUCAGCCCAAGAAGCUCGCAGACCGGACAGAUGAGGACAAGGCGAAGGCGCAAAGGCAGAAGGAGUUGCUGAAGAACUUUCCCCAUGUGGGCGCAGAUAGAGUGGUUGUGAAGCUUGUGAUAGAGCCACAUACACUACCUAUCAAGCUCUAUGGCCCACGUGAGGUGG
This is a messenger RNA of Pyrenophora tritici-repentis Pt-1C-BFP, 544 nucleotides long. The record is from RefSeq and is a predicted model, not a curated record. Lineage: Eukaryota; Fungi; Ascomycota; Dothideomycetes; Pleosporales; Pleosporaceae.